AUGCCUGUUGCUGCUCUUUCUGACGAUACUACCUAUGACCACAGUAACGACGCGCCACCAAUUACCGAGGUUGAGGUUGUCGAUGGCCUGGGGGGAAAUCUCGAUCUCGACGACGUUAUGAAGGUUUCCGACACGUCCAAGGUUGUGCAGGAUAGUCCUAUGCUCGAGUCGAUGCGGGGAGCCUCCAUUUCCACCAGUGCAGAUCAAACUUCAGAUGGAGCCAGCGUCCACAGUAUGCCCGCUGUUCACAUCACAGAACCAACGUCGCCUGGCCCACAAAGGCCCUCUCCGACAUCUCCAGAAGCCACCCUCCUUGACAGUAGACCACCGCCACCUUCUCCAGCGAGAAGCAGCACUUUCCAAGAGGAGGGCUCUCUGAGCCAGCAGCAAAGAAGGGCGCGGCACAGGUCAGCUAUAGAGCCCCGACCUAAUCGACUGUCUGGUUUCUUUACGAAUCUCAUGCACCGACGAGAGCCUCCGCAUACGCCUUCCCGAGAAGCUAUACGCGAGGAUCCCACUCCUCCUGAACCUCGAACUAAUUCAGAGGUCCCUUCUCGUGCUUCUUCACCCUUGGUCCAGCGCCCUGUUACUCCUCCGCCCCCUCCAUUACCUCCACCAACUUUACAGGAGUUGGGCCUCUCACUAUCUGCCCUGACCACGAACCUCGCUCCGUCGCAUUUCAGCACUCCGCCUGCUAGUGGUGCCUUUCUCGCUCCACAUUAUCUCCUCCUAUGUCAUGCGCAAGGCCUCGAUGUGUUGCCCCUCGUUUCGCCCCCAGCGCCGCAACCGUAUGCCCUUGUGAGACGUGUCGGCUUCAAAAGUGUCGUCGUUAUGGAGCAGCGCGGCGUUCUUGUCGCCAUUGCUGGGCGUAGGGAUGGUGUUCGAGUUUAUGCACUGGAGGAGGUAAAAAAGGCCAUUGAAUGGCGGAUUGAUGUCGAAGUGAGGCGGGAACGUGAUCGGUUACGGCGAGAAAAUGUCAAGAAAAUGACACUGCGCACCGCAGACGUUGCGGACGACCGAGACUCUACCGAAAAGACCCGCAAAGCAAGCCUUUCAACGCCUCCGCCUGGAGAAACGGAUCGGGCACGCUCGAACCUGCUGCGGAAGAGCUCCCAUAAUCCACUUCCAGCACCCCCUUCUCCCCCACCUGUUCCUCUUAUCCCUCGCUCCGCAACUCGUCGAACACCCAAAAAACGGCCAGCUAAUCCAUCUAUUCAAAUUCCUACCAACCCUCCAGAACCAGCAGGGCACCCACCUCCCUACGCUGGUCCGUCAGAUACCGUCAAUCAGCCCAUCCUGCAGAAUCGGCCCUCGUUCGUCUCGUUGAGAUCAAGAUCGAGAGGCAAUUCCGUCAGCAAUGUUCUUACAGCACCUCGGCAUCGCCCAGACGGGACAACGACAAUGCAAGAUGAUUCUAAAGCCGAUUGGGCGGAGUCCAGCGACGAGGAGGCGAUCGACGCCGUCGCAGCUGGCCCUAGCGGCACUCAUCUAGAUGAGAGGACCAGUGCUACUCUCUCGGCAGCUCGUGCCGCGACCUCUCCACAACUCCAGCCUAAUGUCGCUCAACCUGUUCCAGUGCCCGUUUUGCCACGAACGGGAUCUGCAGCACUACGGCGCAAUCGUCCUUCCAAUUUGGAUCUGUCUUUGGCUCGCUCAAAUCCCAUCCCACCUCCAGAACCUUCUCCUGUUCCGACACUGCUUACAUUGAGACAGGCGCUUUCCCACUCUCUCCCAACUGCUGCCGAUUCUCCCAACCCAGAUACUCCUUUGGCGGAGGCUGAUGACGAUGACGAAGAUGUUGAAGGGCACAUUAGUCUUGCACAAGCUCUGCUUGAGAGCAGAAUUCCUGAUCUACCACCCAUGGGAACAAGGCGUGCACAGGAACCCAUAUUGAUCACCCCUUCGAAUUCAAAUUUAAGACAAGGCGAACCUUCAUCCCCUCAAACUGCUGAUGGCCACAACUCGAAUUCCGUUGGACGUAGCUCCAGUAGUAACGCCAGACGCCGCCGCCGAUGGUCUAUUAUGAUCAGCAGUCCCACAGAGAUUGCUCCUGAGCCUACGACAGCACCAAGCAUAAGGUCGGCGAGCAGGUUCUCAAGAUCAAAUUCGUUUCGUUCCAACCAUUCUCAAACACCAACAGCACGAUCAAUUACGGAUCCUGUGCCCUCUAUGCCUUCCACUGUUGGCCCUGUGACGCCAUUAACAGCUGGACCGGCUCCUCAAUCGUCUCGCGCGUCACGCUUUUUCCCGCGAAUCUUUAGCAGCGUUCUCCAUGGGCGGAGUUCGGAAGACCAUCCACCGACUCGCUCUGCAAGUCCAAUCGAUGCAGAAGGGCUACGUUGGACACCAGGUCCCCAACAAAGCCCCCCUCCUAAAUUGGAAUAUGUCAAACUUCCUGGAACCAAAGGCGCGCUUCUUGUCAAAGCUGUCGAGACUGCCAAAAAGAGCUUCCUUGCCAUCCUUUGCGGUGAUAACGGUGAAAAGGUUGAGUUGUUCGCGGGGACAUAUCGAACAGCUCUCGGCCUCUCGCGGACCUUUAUCUUACCUGAUUCACCGCGUUCCCUGGAGCUGCAACUGCAAGGAGAUGACCUUGUGGAAGUCUUUCUCGUGUUCGCGCAGAAUGUCUUUGGUUUGGAGCCCGCGACUGUCCGUGUGCGCGAGGUAAGAAUCGGACGCGCAGAACGACGCGCAGCUCGACGACGAGCGCGGGAACAAAGAGUCGGAGAGUUACCUACAAAUGACCCCGACGCAGCCGACGAAGACACCAAUGUCACUGUCAGCAUCGGUGUUGCUGUUCCAACAAUUUCUAACGCUACUUCCUCUGGUGGUAAUAGUGAACGUCCAGGAAGCCCAACUCUUGUUGCCAACGAGCAUCCUGAAGCACAGACAGACAGGCCUUCAACCCCAGAUCCCGCUUCUUCCUCUGCGCCACAACAAACCGACGAACUGCUCGCCCUGGCCACCGCUCAGAUGGGCCCUUACACCACUUUCCAGCAACUCGGAUUUGCACCUAAAUUUCCGCUAGCGUCUAUUGCAGACGAAUAUGUCAUCCCUCCAACAUACCCCUCCUUUUUGGAAUACAAGGCCGAAUACGAGGGUGAUGGUUCCCCUCCAGAAAUGAGCCAAUCUCAGUUCUCUCCACCUGGUCUCCCUAUACCUACACCUACUGCUCCCUCGAGAUGGUUUUACCGCGAUCCUAAAAACGUUGUUCACGGCCCUUGGAAAGCCUCUCUAAUGCAAGCCUGGUAUAAAGACGGUCUUCUUCCACCAGAUCUCCCGGUCAGGCGAGAGGAGGAUCCGGAAUAUAUGCUUCUGAAGGACCUCCGUCUACAGAGUGUUGACCCUACGCAACCCUUCCGCACCGUAGCUCCUCCUUCCCCUGCUGUAUCAACUACAGCAACGCAUGGCGCCCGACCUCUUCUCAAGCCUAUCUCCCUAUUGGCCCAACCUCGGCAUUUCGGACCACCUGCAUUGUUCUUUUCCUCUCGCGGCGGACACAGUACUGCCAUUGUCGACGCACGCGGACGAUCUGUGCUAAAGGACAAAUUCUUCUGGAGCAGUGACGACGAUUCUACCCGGGUUUCAUCCUUCGGCAGAAUGGGAGAUGUCAAGAGGCUGGAGGCCUUCGAUGUCAGCGAGCGGUCGGUGUUGGUUGCAAUGCGUCAAGGAGGGCUAGAGGUUGUCGACCUCAGUGACGCGUUGCUGAAGCCUGCAGACGAAUCAAGAACUGCGCUACCGCACUACAACCCUCCCACAAGUAACGUUAACCGCCGAGCACCUUACGUAUGGAAGAUCGGCACACCGAUAAUCCCGUCGAUGGAUCAAGCGCUACCUGUCACUAGUAAAGGCAAAGGCGCGCUUUCGUCCAGCAAAAAGUCGAACACUGGCCCUGCUAGGAAUAUUUCUAGCAGAGCGGAUUCACUUCCAGGCGAUUUUGACAUUGACCCGCAGGACGAGGUCCUAUAUCUCGGUCGGAAAGACGACGAGGUGUACUUCUGUGAACGAAAUGCCUCCUCUUUCAGGAUAUUACGCUUAUCACCUACUGCAUGA
This is a messenger RNA of Cyclocybe aegerita, 4050 nucleotides long. The record is from the annotation of a GenBank genome assembly. NCBI's taxonomy places the organism in Eukaryota, Fungi, Basidiomycota, Agaricomycetes, Agaricales, Hemipholiotaceae.